Molecule: messenger RNA, 3402 nt
Organism: Cordyceps fumosorosea ARSEF 2679
Lineage: Eukaryota; Fungi; Ascomycota; Sordariomycetes; Hypocreales; Cordycipitaceae
Product: ATPase, P-type, potassium/sodium efflux, fungal
Exons: 4
Coding region: 1-3402 (1133 amino acids)
Biological process (GO): intracellular calcium ion homeostasis; calcium ion transmembrane transport
Cellular component (GO): plasma membrane
Molecular function (GO): P-type calcium transporter activity; ATP hydrolysis activity; ATP binding
Source: RefSeq, a predicted model, not a curated record
AUGGGUCAAGGAAAGCGGCGGCAGGAGGAGCAGCAGGAGCGUCUGCAGGGUCACGUCUCUGGACAGGCGAACAAGCCCUUGACGGCGCCCGCGCAUGCUUUGAGCUACGGUGAUGUCGAAAAAGAGCUUCAAGUCAACCACGAGGUUGGCUUGACUCCAGAGGAGGCCAAGAACCUCCUGGAAGUCUAUGGGCGCAACGAGUUUGGCGAGCAAGAGGGCGUCCAGCCGCUCAAGAUCUUGAUUGGGCAAAUUGCCAACGCGCUGACUUUAUUUUUACUCAUUGAUGGUCUGGUGACGCGCCGAAAUGCACAGAGCGGAGCAGCCCAACCGGGCGCCGAUUUGGCCGUUUGCUCACCAUGCGUGUUGAAAGCCGAGAACUCCCUGGCUAACCAACCAUUCUUCCAGGUCCUCAUCCUCGCCAUGAUCGCCUCGUUUGCUAUCCAGUCCUGGAUUGAAGGCGGCGUUAUCACCGCCGUUAUCGUCCUCAAUAUCGUUGUCGGAUUUCUGCAGGAGUUCAAGGCCGCCAAGACGAUGGACUCGCUGCGCUCCCUUAGCUCGCCGACCGCACAGGCCGUUCGCGCUGGCGCCAAUCGGACCGUCGCCACCGCCGAGAUCGUGCCCGGCGACGUUGUUGAGCUUAAGACGGGUGACACGGUUCCCGCCGACGUGCGCCUCGUCGAGGUCGUCAACUUUGAGACCAACGAGGCCCUGCUCACCGGCGAGUCGCUACCUGUCCGCAAGGAGACGGCCACCAGGUUUGCGGCCGAUACAGGUCCGGGAGACCGGCUCAAUGUCGCGUACUCGUCGUCGACUGUCACCAAGGGUCGCGCGGUCGGCAUCGUGUUCGCGACGGGCAUGUUCACCGAGAUUGGCCAGAUCGCGGUCGCGCUCCGUGGCAAGAGCUCGCGCCGUCGCCAGCCCAAGAAGAGGCGCGAGGACGGCUCCGCCAGCUUCCACCGUUGGGUCGAGGCCUGGGGUCUCACCUUCUCGGACGCCGUUGGCCGCUUCUUGGGCGUCAACGUCGGCACGCCCCUCCAGCGCAAGCUCUCCAAGCUCGCCCUACUGCUUCUCGGCACUGCCAUCGUCUGCGCCAUUAUUGUCCUCGGCGCCAACAGCUUCAGCAACAGCCAGGAGGUCAUCAUUUACGCUGUCGCCACCGGCUUGUCCAUGAUCCCGGCCUCGCUCAUCGUCGUCCUCACCAUCACCAUGGCCGCCGGCACCAAGCGCAUGGUUCAGCGCCACGUCAUUGUCCGCAACCUCAAGUCCCUCGAGGCCCUCGGCGCGGUUUCUAAUAUUUGCUCGGACAAGACCGGAACCCUCACUCAGGGUAAUAUGAUUGUCAAGAAGGCCUGGAUCCCAGGCCGGGGCACCCUCUCGGUUGGCACCACCAGCGAGCCCUUCAACCCCACGGUUGGCACUAUUGGCCUGACGCCCAAACAGCCUAAAGACAUCAAGUUCAGUGCUGAGAACUCUGAAGGUGAUGCCGUCGACACUACCCAACUGCCCACCGAAGAUGUGACUGUCUGUGAGUAUCUCAAUGUUGCCUCCCUCGCCAACCUAGCUACCGUCCAGCAGGUAGAGGGAGAGUGGCAAGUCCGUGGCGAUCCCACUGAAAUCGCUAUCCAAGUCUUUGCCUCACGCCUCAACCGGAACCAUCUGCGUCUCUGCCAUGGCAAAGACGCCAAAUGGGCUGAGGUCGCCGAAUUUCCCUUCGACUCUGAUGUCAAGAAGAUGUCUGUCAUCAUGGAGCACAAGCCCACCGGCAAGCAGCACCUCUUCACAAAAGGCGCCGUCGAGCGCGUUCUCCCCUCUUGCCCGCGGUACGUCGACGGCGACGAGGUCAAGGAGCUUACCAAAGACGCGAAGGAAGACACGCUCCGCAAUAUGGAAGCCCUCGCUCGUCUCGGUCUCCGUGUUCUGGCGCUUGCCAGUCGAACUGACAUUCCUCACAUCAGUCACAACGAGGCCGAGCUUGAGCGUGGCACCUUUGAGAAGGAUCUUGUCUUCCGCGGUCUCAUCGGUCUCUAUGAUCCUCCCCGUCCCGAGUCUGGCCCGUCUGUCCGCAAAUGCCAUGAAGCUGGCAUCAGUGUCCACAUGCUGACUGGUGACCAUCCAGAGACUGCUCGGGCCAUUGCGCUGGAGGUCGGCAUCCUGCCGUCGCGCAUGUCGCAAGUCGCUGCUGACGUUGCUCGUACUAUGGUCAUGGCUGCUUCUGACUUUGACAAACUAACCGAUCAGGAAAUUGACACCCUCCCCAUCUUGCCUCUUGUUGUUGCUCGCUGCGCGCCCCAGACCAAGGUCCGGAUGAUUGAAGCCCUCCACCGACGUAGGGCCUUUGUUGCGAUGACUGGUGAUGGUGUUAACGACUCGCCUUCCCUGAAGCGUGCCGAUGUGGGCAUUGCCAUGGGACAGGCCGGAUCUGACGUCGCUAAGGAAGCAUCGGACAUCGUCCUUACCGACGACAACUUCGCUUCUAUUCUCAACGCCGUCGAGGAAGGCCGCCGCAUGUUUGACAACAUCCAAAAGUUCAUUCUGCACGUCUUGGCCGAGAACAUUGCCCAGGCUUGCACCCUUCUCAUCGGCCUUGCGUUCAAGGAUUCUCGUGGCAUCUCGGUCUUCCCACUUGCCCCUGUUCAGAUUCUCUGGGUCAUUAUGAUCACCUCGGGCAUGCCCGACAUGGGUCUCGGCUUUGAGAUUGCCGCGCCCGACAUCAUGCAACGCCCGCCCCAGAACCUCAAGCAGGGUGUCUUCACGCCGGAGCUGCUCAUCGACAUGGUCGUCUACGGCCUUUGGAUGGCAGCGCUCUGCAUCUGCUCGUUCAUCAUCGUACUCUACGGAUUCGGCCGCGGCGCCGCCGACCUCGGCGACGACUGCAACAACAACUACAACGAGAGCUGCAAGGUCGUCUUCCGCGCGCGCGCCACCACCUUUGCCUGCCUGACCUGGUUCGCGCUUUUCCUCGCCUGGGAGAUAGUCAACCUGCGACGCAGCUUCUUCCGCAUGCAGCCCAAGAGCAAGCGCUACUUUACGCAGUGGAUCUUGGACAUUUGGCGCAACAAGUUCCUGUUCUGGUCCAUCAUCGCCGGCUUCGUCACGAUGUUCCCGAUCAUCUACAUCCCCGUCAUCAACACCGUCAUCUUCAAGCACGCCCCCAUCUCGUGGGAGUGGGCGAUUGUUUUCAUCGAGGCCUUCCUCUUCUUCCUCGGUAUCGAGACGUGGAAGUGGGCGAAGCGCGUCUACUUCCGCUGCCAGGCGCGCAAGAAGACGGCUGACCGUAAAUGCGGCGAUAUUGAGGAGCGUGCCUUUGGCCAUUACUUCCGCUCUAAUACGCACAGCUCGGCGGGCAGCAACGACGAGGGCGCAUUCGAGAAGAAGCACAGCAAGAAUGUCGGAGCUCAAUAA